Liolophura sinensis is the source of this 3459-nucleotide messenger RNA. Its product is annotated as protein TEX261-like. The record is from RefSeq and is a predicted model, not a curated record. The coding region runs from base 42 to 650 and encodes 202 amino acids. The transcript has 6 exons. Gene Ontology annotation, biological process: endoplasmic reticulum to Golgi vesicle-mediated transport. Gene Ontology annotation, cellular component: Golgi membrane; endoplasmic reticulum membrane; COPII-coated ER to Golgi transport vesicle. NCBI's taxonomy places the organism in Eukaryota, Metazoa, Mollusca, Polyplacophora, Chitonida, Chitonidae. Gene Ontology annotation, molecular function: COPII receptor activity.
AGAGAAGCUAACCAAGCAAGAGACAGAUCGAGGCUGACAAAAUGUGGUUUAUGUAUAUUUUGAGCUGGUUGGCGUUAGCAAUACAGACAUCUUUCGUCACUUUGUCGAUUGCUGCAGGAUUGUAUUACCUGGCAGAACUUGUGGAGGAGUAUACAGUCAUCACAGCCAAAGUCAUCAAAUACAUGAUCUUUUUGACUAUUGGUGUGUUUCUCGGCCUACUAGUAUUUGAGGACCUUCCCUUGUCCAUGAUCAUCACUGGAUUAGCAGCAAAUAUUUCCUACUUUAUACAGCUGAGGAACUUCCCAUAUUUUGCUGUCACUGCUCCACCAUUCAUAAUUGCUGUGGGCCUAUUAUUGCUGAAUCACUAUCUGGCCUUCUCAUAUUUUGCUACAGUAUGGCAUCCAUUUUCAGAGGUUCUUGCGUACUUCACUAUCUGCCUAUGGUUGGUCCCAUUCGCAUUAUUUGUAUCGUUAUCAGCCAAUGAGUAUGUUUUACCCACAACAACAGAGACUCGACCAUUACAAGAAAGUGAUGGUACAGAUGUGGUUAGUCACUACUUCAAUCGACGAGGAAAGAAGUAUGGACUUUUGUCGUUCUUCAAAUACGCCCAGGAAAGUCUUUUACCACAGCGCAUCAAGAAGCAAUAUUAAUGGACUUCCAGCGAAUGACAUUGUGGUUUCAAACUUGUCUCCCUUUGAGAGAUAACUCUUCAUGAAAUCAUACGAGAAGAUGUGAAUGGAUAGAUUUGUAUACAUCGCCAGUCUGUGCCAAUAUUUUUAGUUAUGUACAGAAACACUCAGCGAACAAAUCUUUAUUUAUGUAUUUCAUGCUUUGCAACUGUGUGUAUUGAAAAUCCAAAUGGUCCUUCUGCCCAGGAAGGCAAAGCCUGCUUACAGUAUCUUUGUAGACCUGAAACAGAUUCGUUAAGUGUUGAUUCCUGAUAAUUAAGAUACUUGUUGUGAUGUAUGAGGUAUUAAGAGCCUGUUUAAUUACGUCAGACCUGUGAUAGUAAAUUAAGGCAUGCAAGACCAAGACAAUCUCACACGAGAAAGCACACUGUUAAUAACUAGGGUCUGUAGGGUAUUAUUAGUUCACAAACUAAGCAAACAACAGUUGCAUUUGUGAGCAUAUUUCUCUGAGUUUGACUUAAAAACAGCAUCACUUGAAUUUAUUUAUUUGUCCAGCUGGUCUGUUGGACCAUACUAAAAGACUAAGUCUCUUAUGACUUUUUGGAGGAAACCAUGGAUAGCCUUGAGGAAACAAUCAGAUUUCUCCAGUAUCCGACAAAAUCACCAGACUCAAAGCUGCAGCCAAAGCAGUGAGAGCCAAAAUCGAACAUGCAAUCUCAUUUUCCAAGGGUUACCCAAUGUCUCACGGGACAAGCCAUUCUGGAGAUCAGGCAAUGAUGGCUCUGUUGACGUAUUCCCAAUUGACUUUAUAAUCUUUUCCAUUAAAUGUUUGUGGCAUUUCUAAUCGCUAGUUUAUAUGAAAUUUUGCAUUAAUCUGUCUUCAAAAGGCCUGUUGAAUUAUGGUCAAAUAGUCGGGCCACAUGAGGCAUUUAGCAGAUGCGUAGAUUGUAGAAGGCAUUUCAAUUUGAAGACCUUCGGUAUUUUUGGAGUGAGAUGUGAAUGACAUGAUGCAAACAGUCAAGUAGCUAGGUUAGCUUUUUCACAUUUCUCAGCAACAGUAUUUAUGGUAUUGAAAACUUUAACGUUUAGAUGAUAUAUAUGGUGUGUGUCUAAUAGCAAAGCGAGCUGCAGCCAGAUGUGGUGUGUGGCGUUUACCUUACUAGCAACUGACAAGACUAAAAAAUGCCAUAAAUAAACAGUUCAUGUCCCUUUUGAUCAAACAAGGGUUAAUUUUGUAAUUUUUUUCACCCAUGUUUGCAAUAAAUUUUAUGAUUUUUAUCCCAACAGUCUGUGUGGAUUUCAUCAUGAGGUGUUGAAGUUUUAACAUUGGGUUGUGCCCCUUCAAACCAUCAAUGAAAUGUUCACAUGACCUUGUUUACAUGGUCUGACCUGGCCGGGUCUGUAAGGUAUAAGUUUGAGAGUACUUCUUGUCGAAUAACGUCUAAAAGUGUACCUACAGAAAGGAAUGGUACUGGAUACAUUUAAUAUACAUUGUACUUGUUAUACUUGACAGUAUAUACAUCUCAUAUACAUGGUCUCAUACUUGAAAUGUGUCAACAGUGCACAGGUAAGCGAUUUUCUAAAUCACAACUCGACCCUUACUGAUGGCAAGCUAAUCUUUACAUUUACUAACCUAUCAUUUUAAUAGUUAAGUAUAAUUGUGUUAGAUUCAGUUUUCAGGGAACUGUUAAUUGAAAAGCUGCGAGUUUAGGGUUACGUUUCAAAUAGAAGUACAUGUAUGCAGAAGUGUGUUUGUGAAAUGUUCAGUGUGCAGGCCUACCACUGUGUUUGCAUACUCUAAUUCCUCAACCUUUUCGCAUAUGAAAGAGCAACUUUCAGUGCAAUUUAUUCAUAUUUUUACUUUGAUUUUGGAGACAAAACUUCAUUGGUUAGAUUGGCCAGUUUCAGGGCGUCAUAAAAAGUAUAAUUUUAUCAACACAGGAUAAUGUCUUCAGAAUAUGCUUGAAUAAACACCUUGCAAACAUGCAAAAAGGUUGAAGAAUUACAGUAAAUAUUAAACACACAUAAAGAUUGUAGUCUUGAAAAAACAUUAUCUGAAGAAAGAUAAUGUCGUUUUUUUUUUCUAUAUUUACUUGAGACAACUUUAGGUCAAAAAGAUAUGACCCAGAAGUUGUCAUCCAAUAGUAUCACACAGCAUUCUGUCGUACUUAUUUUGUUCCAAGUAUGCAAUGCAUUGCACAGAAAUAAAUCAUUUGCUGUAAACAGGUAUGUACAUUUGUCCAAAAUACUUGACGGUACAACCAACCCUACUGUUUUGCAAAUCCGAUUAUAGAUACCAUGUGUACAAUGGAUUACAUGUGAAUUUUUUUGGGAAAAUGUGUCAAUAGGCCGGGAUGUUAUAAAUAUAAACAAUUUAGCCUGGUUUUCUCCAAAGUUACUUUUUUGCAACAGGUAGGCCUAAAAUCCAUUAAACACAAUUUGCAUGUACUAAGCUAUCAGUAAACAGAGAGUACAACAGGUGCAUGGAUUCAAGAUGACUUAUUGCUGAUCAUGAUUUUCUUAUUUAUGUGUACAGGUUGUAUUACUGUAGUAUUAACAGUUGUCAAUAAGCUGACCUAUGCAAUCAUUUUGUCUAAUUGUGUAAAAAUGUACAGCCCUAUGCUGGAGGUAAAGAACUCUGUACAGAUCAUUAAAUGUAAUGACCUUAUAGCAUAACAUUUUACCUGUAGUCAUUAAAUGAAAUGCUUUUAACCCAUGAUGCAAGUCCUGAUUUUGCUUCCCUCCACUACAUUUCACAGUUUGACUGACCUGACCUUUUUGUUUUCUUGUUUUUGUCUUGUUUUUUUUUUUUUUGUUUUUUUCAUUAUUG